Penicillium samsonianum is the source of this 1680-nucleotide messenger RNA. RefSeq names its product putative general amidase. The transcript has 6 exons. NCBI's taxonomy places the organism in Eukaryota, Fungi, Ascomycota, Eurotiomycetes, Eurotiales, Aspergillaceae. The record is from RefSeq and is a predicted model, not a curated record. Bases 1 to 1680 code for a protein of 559 amino acids.
AUGGCCUCCCUUGAUGAAAGAGUUCCCUGGCAGGGAAAAGCUGCUAAGAAGCGACAAGAAUGUGCCAGCAAACUUCCACAAGAAUGGAAAGUCUCAGAACAGUUCCUGGCGGGUUUACAAGCACCACUAUCCGAACACAAAAACGACCUUAUUCGAACUGAAGCAAUUCGCAAAUCAGGGAUUCUAACCGACCGGGAACUAAGAAUCACUGAAGAUUAUACGGUUACCAGCCUGAUUUCUGCAUUGGCAGACGGAACCCUGACAUCAGCAGAGGUGACGCUGGCUUACUGCAAACGUGCUGCAUUGGCUCAACAGUUGGUGUCUUGCCUGACAGAAACUAUGUUCCCAGAAGCACAGGAACGCGCCGAGUAUCUGGACAACCUCCGGGCUCAAGGUAAGCUUGCAGGUCCACUUCAUGGACUUCCCGUCAGUAUCAAGGAUAAUUUCCAUUAUAAGGGGACGGAAUCAACCAUUGGAAUGAUAUCUUUCCUGGAUGAGAAGUCAUCCGCCAACUCACCUCUUGUGGAUAUCCUGCUUGGGUUAGGGGCAGUCCUUUAUGUGAAGACAAACAUACCCCAGACAAUGAUGACUACCGACUCCCAUAACAAUGUUUUUGACCGAACCCUCAACCCCUGGAACACCACCUUGGGACCUGGUGGCUCCAGCGGCGGUGAAGGUGCCUUGAUUGCUCUUCGGGGAUCUCCACUUGGCGUGGGAACUGAUAUUGGAGGUUCUGUCCGGAUUCCUGCGCAUUGCUGUGGACUUUAUGGAUUCAGACCCAGCGCUGCACGAGUGCCAAAUGGUGGGAUGCGGGUCUGCACCACUAGCGGCAUGAAAUUCAUCCUUUCCUGUGCUGGUCCACUUUCGUCAGAUCUCGAUGGAAUCGAAGUUUUUUUCAGGUCUGUAUUCGACGCUCAACCCGCCCGCUAUGACUCCACUAUCGUCGAUAUCCCGUGGAGACAAGUCCCCAUCAAACCGACUCUGAGGAUUGGAGUUGUCCCCGAGUCUUCGAUCUUCCCUCUUCACCCGCCUAUUCGAAGAGUACUAGCCGAGGCUGUUCAUUUGUUGGAAGCGCAGGGCCACCACAUCAUUCAUCUCGAUGAAAAGGACUGCCGUGUAAUGGAAGCGAAUGAGAUUGCCUGGAAUUUCUUCACUCUGGACCAAGCUUCCAAGAAGCAUCUUGAAUCAGCUGGAGAACCCCCAGUCCCUGCGAUGUUCUACAUGUUGAAACAGGGUGAGAAACUCAGACAGUUUUAUAAACCUUCACUACCAGACAUGACCACUCUUGAUCGGUUGGACAAAGUGGCAUUACUCAACACUCGCCGAGCAGAACUCCGUGAGGUGUACCGAAAGCUGUGGCUGCAAUAUAAUCUUGACAUCUGCAUUGCACCCCCCGCUCAAACGACGGCAGUGCCACAUGACAUGUUUGGUGUGGCGCCUUAUACCACUCUCACGAACCUUUUGGAUUAUCCAUCCUGUAUCCUACCAUUUGGGCAUGUGGGCGAGCUGGAUGCGAAGGAGAGCUUUGGACUGAAUGAUAAUCAGCUUGGGGCUGAAUACAACUUUGAGCAACUCGAAGGGGCGCCAUGCUCUAUUCAACUCUUUACCACGACCAUGCGUGACGAAGAGUGCUUGCAUAUUGCUAAGCAGGUUGACCAGUGUCUCAAGAGCAAAAAGUAG